AUGCAGCGGUCUCAUCGCCGCUCAACCAAAUGUGACUUCAAGUUUCCGGCCUGUACUUCCUGCAAGGUUGUAAAUGCGAGCUGCUUAGGUUUCGAUCCUGUGACAAGACAAGCAGUUCCAAGAAGGUCUUUGGAAGCCCGUGUGGCAGAACUCGAAGCCCAGGUGCUUCCAUUCCGCGCCGGUUCUCAGAAUGCGUCAUACUUGAUGUCUAUGAAGGUGGCCCAGGCCACAAUGUCGGUAGGAUUACCUUCAUCGGGGACGUAUUUGCGCUCUCAGAUCUCCCCAGCGCUAUUCUUUCGUCCCUCCUGUCCACCAUUUGCUGUUGUUCGAGAGCGAAGGCAGGACUCGCCGAGCAUGCAGAAAUCACCGCCUGCCGUCCAUGAAAAGCUGCAGGUGCCAAAGCGGCAAGCCAAACAUUCUCCUGGCAAUGUGGUGAAUUUAAGUAGCGUUCCAUUCCCUGCCAUCCAACGAAUGAUACUUAACUACGUCGACAUUCACCUACCACAGUAUCCUUGUGUUUCGCAAUCCAUGCUGGAAGACAUUGUCGAAAAGACCCAGCACGAAGAACUUGGGGAUACAAGUUCUCUGCUGCUUUACGGAACUCCGGUAGCACCAGGCCUAGGACACUUUGAAUAUUUUGUACUGUUAAUUGUUCUCGCUAUAUCAGCGAUGACUCUCACAUGGAAAGCGGAUGAUCAAGCUCGGGCUGCGUCAGAUACCUUCUACAAUUCGGCCAUUAAGCAUCUUCAGGUCUUCAAAGAUCCAGGAGAAAUACAGGCUCUUCAAAUUUCCCUUCUUCUAGCUCACUACGCGCAUCUAUGCCCGGAAAGAGUGGACAAUUGGACGUGCAUUGCCAACGCGGCCAGAAUUGUUUUAAGUUUGGGAUUGUACAUGGAAUGUCCCGAGGGACUUGUUUGA
Molecule: messenger RNA, 918 nt
Organism: Talaromyces atroroseus
Lineage: Eukaryota; Fungi; Ascomycota; Eurotiomycetes; Eurotiales; Trichocomaceae
Exons: 4
Coding region: 1-918 (305 amino acids)
Biological process (GO): positive regulation of transcription by RNA polymerase II
Molecular function (GO): zinc ion binding; DNA-binding transcription factor activity, RNA polymerase II-specific; sequence-specific DNA binding
Source: RefSeq, a predicted model, not a curated record